Rhagoletis zephyria (snowberry fruit fly) is the source of this 4267-nucleotide messenger RNA. RefSeq names its product double-stranded RNA-binding protein Staufen (gene stau). Lineage: Eukaryota; Metazoa; Arthropoda; Insecta; Diptera; Tephritidae. Gene Ontology annotation, cellular component: plasma membrane; neuron projection; neuronal cell body. The record is from RefSeq and is a predicted model, not a curated record. Gene Ontology annotation, biological process: anterograde dendritic transport of messenger ribonucleoprotein complex; protein localization to synapse; intracellular mRNA localization. Gene Ontology annotation, molecular function: mRNA binding; double-stranded RNA binding.
UUAUCUACUCGUUUCAGUUAGUCCUUUGCCUAGACAAACAGACAGACAGACGCGUGGUGAAAUUAAAAUUUCCAUUUUAUUCAAUUUCACCUCAGUUACGUGAACCAAAAUGCAGCAUCAUGCACAUGUUGCACGCACAGCUCCGCCGCAUAUGCGUGCCCAUCACAUGGCAGUGCCGCCGCCGCACUCGCAGACUCAGUCGCACAUGCCGCGUUUGAAUAUGACACAUGUACCACCGCCGCCAACUGGACAACAGCAACAGCAACAGCCACUGCAAAGCAGCCAGCAGCAAAAUCAGCCCCAACAUCUUACCAAUGGUCCAGCGCCGAGCAGCGGUGGCGGCAGCGCUGCAGUCAUCACCGGAUCGAAAAUUGGCGCGCCAUCGCAUAUGCGCGAUCAUCAUACGCGUUUGAACCAACAAGCACUUCAGCAACACCAACCCCAGCAUCCUCCGUCGAUGCACAAUAGCACGCAGCUACAAAAAUUACGUCAGCAGCAUCAACAUAUAAACAACAACAACAACAGCAAUAGUACAAACAAAAACAACUAUCAUCAUCAUCAACCUCAGCAAUACAACAGCGCAAGCAACACGCACGGCAAUGUUCUGCCAGCUCAAACAGCACAACAACAUCAACAAAAACAAACAUCGCAAACGUCACACCAUACGUCACGGAAUCCAUCAACACAUCAGCAUCAGUCCCAGCAUCAACAACAUCCACUACACCAACAACAGCCGCAGCUGCAACAGCAGCAGCAGCAGCAACCACCGCCGCUGCAACCACAGCAGCAGCAACAACAUACACUUGCAGUGUCUCAAAUGCCUCCCCAGCAGGCGCUUGGACAUUUAAAGCAUCCACAACAACAUGUGCAACAAACGCCAGCUGCACAGCAGCAUCCACAACCACAACAACAAAUACAAACAACAUUGAAUCCGGCAAGCAAUAUUGUCAGCGGACACUCGCAGCCACCGCCACAGCCACCCACACAACAUCCUCAACAGCAACCACCUGCCGCUUUGAACUAUUACACUGGCGGCGUUACUCAAAUAAACAACAAUAAUAUACACAAGUCAAAAUAUAAACCCAACGUUGGCGGUGGCGGUGGUAAUGGAGCUGGUGGUGGUGGAAUGCAACCAAAAACUAUUUUACAAAAUCCAAAUCGCAUUCUGAAAGCACGAUUGCACAGCAGCGCGGCAGCAAAUAACAUUGAGGUGACCACUAUUGGUCCCUUGGUGAGCAUAGAAGAAACUAAUAAGGUAUCAAAGAGCAGUAAUAUCAGCGAUGGCGGCGGUGUCAAUAAUGUUGUAAGCGCCGCAGAGGCAUCAGUAAAAGCGAAUGUGGUUGUAGCUGUAACUGCAAGCGCAGUAAUUCCUUCGAACAUUAGGCAGGAGUGUACGAAAAAUGGGCAAAACACAAGCCAGAAUGACGCUUCCAUAAAUGAUGCUAAAAAGGAAAACGUGACGAGUGGGACACAAAAUGCAAAAAUUAGCAAUGAAGCGAGUAGUAGCAAUGCAACAAGUAAUAACAACAAUAUUUUGUCCAACGAAGACAACACCGUGCCAAAGAAUUCGAAAGAGAAGACCCCAAUGUGUCUCGUCAACGAGCUGGCGCGUUUCAAUAAAAUCACACAUCAGUAUCGUUUAACCAGUGAAAAGGGUCCGGCGCAUUGCAAGCGAUUCACUGUCACUCUAAAAUUGGGCGAUGAGGAAUAUUCAGCGGAGGGUUUCAAAAUCAAGAAAGCUCAACAUCUAGCAGCAGCCGAAGCUAUUGAAAAAACCAAAUACAAACAUCCUGUGCCGAAAGUGAUUCGUCGCAAUACUGAUGGAGAGGGCAGUUCAUCUCGCGCCAAUAUUACGCCCACAGUUGAAUUGAAUGCGUUGGCCAUGAAAUUAGGCCAACAGACAUAUUAUCUAUUAGAUCCACGUCAAGUGGCAUCACCCGAUAGCAUGGGACCACCACCGGACGCCAUGAUGCCCCCGCGCUAUGGUGUACCACCGCCACCAUCGCAUGCGCUUCCACCACCCGGCAUGGGCAGCGGUCAUAUGAUGCCCCAACACGCACCACCACCGCCGCCACCACAUGUGCAUAUGAUGGAUCCGCCUGCAUAUCUGCGACGAAAUGGGCCCUAUGCAGUACCGCCUGCGCCACCGUUGCACGGUCAUCCUACCUCCGGACCGGGCAUGCGUCCACGCUAUGGUGCACCACCUCAGCGCGCAUACAUGCCAAAAUAUGGCCAGCAGCAACGAUAUGCAUUAAUGGCGCCACCGCAUAUGGCUGGUGGUCCACACAAUGGCAUGGCCCCACCACCACCGAUGCCGCACCAUCCGCAUCAUCCUCAUCAUGGUUCAGUUCCACAUCGUUAUGGUAUGCCAGCAGCAUUGACCAGAGUUACGCUUGUCGUUGGCAAGCAGAAAUUUGUUGGAAUGGGGUACACAUUACAACAAGCCAAACAUGACGCAGCGUCUCGUGCGUUACAGGUGCUUAAAGCGCAGGCCGCUACACAGCUGAACGAAGCACUAAAUAACAGCCUGGAGGAAAGCGAUAGCAAAUCACCCAUCUCGCUGGUGCAUGAGAUCGGCAUACAACGUAGCAUGACGGUGCAUUUCAAAGUGCUGCGCGAAGAAGGACCGGCUCACAUGAAGAAGUUCGUAACCGCAUGCGUUGUGGGCUCCAUAGUGACAGAGGGCGAGGGCAAUGGAAAGAAAACAUCAAAGAAACGCGCCGCCGAAAAAAUGUUGGAAGAGCUAAAGAAGCUGCCGCCACUAACACCAACAAAGUCGCCGGUUAAGCGUAUUAAAGUUAAAACACCCAGCAAGGCUGCAGCAAAUGCUGACGGAGCUGGUGGUGGCAGUGGAAAGUCUGGUGGCGCCGGUGGUGAACGACGCAAACGCGGCAGUGGCUCGAUCAAAGAGAAAAGUGAAGCAGAGGCCGAUGCAGAGAACCCCAUAACGCAACUCAUCCAAUUGCAGCAGAAUCGCAAAGAAAAAGAACCUGUGUUUGAGCUAAUAGCGAAAAACGGAAACGAGAACUCGCGUCGACGUGAAUUUAUAAUCGAGGUGAGCGCACAUGGCAUGGUGGCACGCGGCACCGGCAACAGCAAAAAGCUAGCCAAACGUAAUGCUGCACAAAAUUUGCUCAUAGCCAUGGGUGAAAGUGACACCGAUACCGCUGGCGUCAACACUGCCUCAGCACCCGCCACCAUACAGACAGCUGCUGCUAAAGAGAGAUACGCCCGAGCGCCUGCAACCGCCAUCGAUGGAGUCUCUUCACAUUCAGAGCAGCCGAAUACAGUCUUGCAGCCAAUUGCUGAAGUACCGCCACCUGCUGUUGCCGCCGAGGCGCAUCUUGAUUUGCCGCUCGUGUCCACCCCAGCUGGACAAGUACCCGGCAUUUUGAUACUGCGCCAUAAUAAAAAAAAUGCCGUCAAGAAAAAGGAGUGUGCGCCCAGUGCAAGUUGCGUAAUGGCAGAGAAUAAUGAAAACAAACGUGCCGCCGAUUUAACUAUUGGCGCUGGUGUGCAAGCAGUGCAACAGCCUGCUGUUAAAAGCGCUGCUACUGAUAUUGUGAAAGAAAGUGAAGUGGAAAUCGCGUUGAGCGCUAAUCCACCUAGUGCUGUGGUGCAGCCGGUGGCAGCGCCUAUUACCAACAAUGCUCAAAAAGCUGUUAGCAGUGCACCCAGCAGCGCAACAACAACAACAACAGCAAGGGCGAGCAGCAGUGCAUCCAAGCCAGCAGGCGUGCAUAUGAAGGAUCAGCUGCUGUACCUUGCAAAGCUUUUGGGAUUCGAGGUGAACUUUUCCGAUUAUCCAAAGGGAAACCAUAGCGAAUUUCUUACCAUUGUAACGCUCUCUUCGGAACCACCACAAAUUUGUCAUGGCGUGGGCAGCAGCGCUGAGGAAUCUCAAAAUGAUGCUGCUAGAAAUGCAUUGAAAAUACUUAGUGAAUUAGGCCUAAAUAAUGCUGCGAAAUAAAAGCAGCAUGCAAACGCUGAGAAGGAGCGGAGCGUAUAUAAUAAAAUACGAAAAGUGGGAAAAUAAUAUUCAAAUUGAAUUUGGCGCAACCAAAUCUAUAUAAAAUAUGUAGAGAGUCUCUACUAGAGACGAGAGACGUUAAAUAAACGUGGGGAGCGAAGGAAGCGGAAAAAUAUGCAGCGUACUUUCUCACUCAUUACUACUUUAAGAAUGUUAAAUGAGGUUCAACUGCAGAUUUUCAUUCAAUUGAAAAGGGCAGAACCGCAAAAUAUGUGCAACAAAAAAAGUUAAAUUGAU